Molecule: messenger RNA, 1065 nt
Organism: Helianthus annuus (common sunflower)
Lineage: Eukaryota; Viridiplantae; Streptophyta; Magnoliopsida; Asterales; Asteraceae
Product: protein FMP32, mitochondrial
Exons: 7
Coding region: 139-843 (234 amino acids)
Cellular component (GO): mitochondrion
Source: RefSeq, a predicted model, not a curated record
ACAAAAAAACCCAUUCUCCCACGAUUCCCGAAAAACAAACCAACCCAAAUCUAAUCCAAUCAUCAUUCUCCCAAUUUCUUCUUCGAAUCCAUUUCAUUUGAUUACUUGUCGAUCAAAUUGAUUGUUCUGUUUUUGAUAAUGUCGGCCUGUAUUGGGGCCGGAACGAAGCUACGGUCCGUCCAGGCCUUCACUUCAUCGGUUUAUAAACAACUCCCUUUUGUAUCCAAUCCAUCUUGUUAUCAGAGCUUUAGCAGAUUUGAUUGUAGGCAGAUUUCUCAACUUGUUCAAUCCAAUGGCAAACGUCUCUUCCUUGUUGAUACAUUAGCGCUUGUUAGGAGAUUGGAAGGGCAAGGAGUGCCUUCGAAGCAAGCGGAAGCGAUUACGUCUGCGAUUACGGAGGUUUUGAAUGAUAGUUUGGAAAAUGUGGCUCAAUCUUUUGUUUCCAAGGCUGAAAUGCAAAGGAUUGAGAUGACACAAGAUGGUAAUUUGGGGAAGUUUAAGUCUCAAGUGCACAGCUCUCAGGAAAAUCAUUUCUCUAUGUUGCAACGUGAGACCGAAAAAUUGAGGAAUGAUAUAGAGAAGAUGCGCAGUGAGUUGAGGUAUGAAAUAGACAAAGUAACUGCUGGACAGCGUCUGGAUUUAAAUCUUGAACGAGGGAGAAUUCGGGAUGAACUAGCAAACCAAAACCAAGAAACUGCUAACCUCACAAACAAACUCGAUCGGGAAAUUCAUUCAUUAAGGGCACAGUUGGAAGCAGCAAAAUAUGAUGUGAUCAAGUACUGCAUAGGUACCCUUGUCUCCAUUUCUGCUGUUGGUUUGGCCGUGCUGCGGAUACUCAUGUAAACCACAAUCUUGCUAAUGUAACGGUUAGCGUUAACACAUAGAGAAGGAAACCAUGAUUACGAUUAGCUUCCCGCUUUUUAUGUUGCUCGUGAUCGAUUGGUGAAAUAUGUAACAUAAUUAAACUAAUAUUAACCAUGAGUUUACUGCACCAAUGAAGCUAACUACCACAUUGUUGCUUUGUUCCUUGUUGUUUAUUUAACUUUGUUGGAUUAUAUUUCUAUA